This is a messenger RNA of Chlamydomonas reinhardtii, 4780 nucleotides long. RefSeq lists its product as uncharacterized. Gene Ontology annotation, cellular component: SCF ubiquitin ligase complex. The coding region runs from base 223 to 3438 and encodes 1071 amino acids. NCBI's taxonomy places the organism in Eukaryota, Viridiplantae, Chlorophyta, Chlorophyceae, Chlamydomonadales, Chlamydomonadaceae. The record is from RefSeq and is a predicted model, not a curated record. The transcript is spliced from 8 exons. Gene Ontology annotation, biological process: SCF-dependent proteasomal ubiquitin-dependent protein catabolic process.
CUGAACAUCUCGAGACCUUUCAUAACGGACCGUUGUUCGCCUGAGUUCUUAGGGCCAAGGCAAGCAUCGCCGCGAGUCACUUCUUUCACAAUUGCAUUCUUAUCCACCCUUGAACCACCGACUACGUGCCGGGAACUGCGCGCUCGCAGCGCUGCAGCUUGAAUUUACUGGACAAGUAAUAUGCUGCUUCGCCACGCCGCAGAGGUACUGCGCUAGCACGGCAUGGCCGAUUUGCGGGGCCCUGGUGGCCCUCAGGGCGCCUUGUGGCAGCAGCUUUUAUCAGGCGUUCCUGGAGUUGCUGCCCUGCCUGUGGGAAACCCGGUCCAACGAGUUCCGGUCGUGAAUGUCGUUGCCGGAAUCCCGCAAGCUGCCCUCAACGGGCCGCAGCGGCACCAGCUAGGGGCUUCGGGGAGGGCGGCACUACAUAUAGCGAGGCACGCUCGCGCUCAUGAGCACUUACAUCAGCUCGGACUCGCAGGCGACCAGACCGGCGGGGCCCUCAACCUCGCUGUGCAGCAGCAGCAGCAGCAACAGCAACAGCAGCAGCAGCAGGCGCUGCUCGCGGCACAGCAGCAGCAGCAACAGCAGCAGCUCAUGCAGCAGCAUCACCAGCAACAGCUGCUGCAGCGGCAGGCGUGGGCGAGUCAGCAGCAGGCGGGGAUGCCGGCCCCCACGCCUGGUGGGGCCGGGUUCGUGGCAGGCGGCGGUGUCGUGCCAGCUGGUCAGGGUGUUGUGAUAGGUGGCCAGGCGGGUGCUCUGGCGUACGGAGUGGCGGGCGCGGGUCCACACGUUGGGGGCGGCGGCGUGUACGGCCAACAGCGCGCGGGGCCCACGGUGGCAGUUGCCGUGCCGGCCGGCGCGGAGGCGGCUAUGCAGCAGCAACAGCAGGUGCAACAGCAGUUGCAAGCACAGCUGCAACAGCUGCAAUUGCAGCAGCAACAGCAGCAGGUGCAGCUGCAGCAGGUGCAGCUGCAACAGGCGCAGGCGCAGGCGCAGCAGCAACAACAGCAUCAGCAGCAGUUGCGGCAAGCGGCGUUCCAGCAGCAACAAGCACAGCAUCAUCUACAGCAGCAAGCGCAGCGGCAGCAACAGCAUCAGCAGCAAGCCUUGCAGCAGCAACGCCUGCAGCAGCAAUUACAGUUGCAUCUCCAGCAGCAGCACCAGUACCAACAGCAGCAACAGGUGGCCCAAGCGCUUGCACAAGCACACCAAGCACAAUCGCAGCAGGCACAAGCGCAAGCCCAAGCUCAAGCUCAUGCACAACAGGCGCAAGCGCAACAGCAACAACCAGCACAGCUGCCGCAGCACUUACAGUUGCACCGGAUAGCCGCCGGCGCGGCACGCGCGGGCCGCCCCGCGUCCUCCAACUCCAUCACGCUCACCAGCGCCUCAGCCGCCGAUUCGCCGUCGGGCCAAUCCUCCGGCUCCUCGGCGCGCGUGCCGCUCAGCGAUGGAUCCUUCUCCGCACACAUGCUAGCCGCCGGCGCGCACGCGUACACGCUGCUGCACGCCCCCGGCGCAGCCGGCGCCGGCGCGUCCAGCGCCGCAGGCGGCGCGGCGAGCGGCGCGGCAAGCGGCGCGGCAGGCCUCGCCGGCCCCGGCGGCGACAGCUCCACUACAGAACGUCUUGCCCUCGGCGAGGACGGCGAGCUGGGCGGCGCGGAGGGCUGCAGCAGCGAUGCCGGCAGCGCGGCGGGCGACAGCGACAGCGAGUACAUCAGCCCCAACCGGCCCAUCUGCGAGCACGCCAGCUCCUGGGCCAGCCUGACGGCGGGGCUGCUGGCGCGGGUGAUGGGCGUGCUGUCGGCGGGCGGCGCGCUGGGAGCCAUGGCGCCGCUGAUGCGCUGCGUGUGCCGGCACUGGCGCAGUGUGGUGGACGUGCAUCUGGAGUGCCUGUCGCCCAACGUCAUGAAGGUCCGCACGGUGAUCACGCGCUUCGCCACGCUGCGCGCGCUGCACCUGGACCACUGCGCCAACAUUCGCAACCGCGACCUGCUGGUGCUCAGCCGCGCGCCCUCCGCCGCGCAGCUGCACACCCUCACCCUGGGCGACGACCGCUCGCGGCCCUGGGUGUCCAACCGCGGCGUUGCCAGCGUGUGCCGCAUCACCAGCCUCACGCGCCUCACGCUGAGGGACUGCAUGUCGCUGACCAACCGCGGCCUGGUGCCGCUGUCGGCGCUGACCGGGCUGACCUGCCUCUCACUGCGCGGCUGCCGCAAGCUGACCAACCAGGGCGUGGAGUCGCUGCGCGGCCUGCGGCUGCUGCAGUACCUGUCCCUGCACGGCGUGGUACGGCUCAGCGACAAGGGGCUGCUGCCGCUGGCGGCGCUCACGGCGCUGCGAGGGCUGGAGCUGGGGCACACGCGCGUGCGGGACGAGGGGCUGGGCUCUGCGGCGCGGCUGCUGCCGGGACUGCGGUCUCUCAGCCUUGUGCGGGAGGAGGUGACUGACGCGGGUGUGCGGCAGCUGUCGGCGCUGACGUGUCUGAGCCGCCUGGUGCUUCGGGACACGGUGGAGGUCAGCGGCGACACACUGGCGGUGCUGCUGCCCGCACUCAAGGAGCUGCAGGUCCUGGACAUCCAGCGCAACUGGUCCUUCAACAACGUGCAGCUGGCGCGCUGCCUGCCCGCGCUGGCCGCCGCCUCCAACCUGUCCUGCCUGGACCUGCGCGCCUCCUGGGUCACGGACGAGGGCGUGGCGGCGCUGGGCCGGCUGCCGGGGCUGCGGCGGCUGGCGCUGAGCCCGCAGCACGAGCACUGGGCAAAGUACCUGCACGUGCUGCCGGGGCUCACGGGCCUCACGGGGCUGGUGAUGGGGAACCUGCCCAGCGUCCCGUACCAGCUGGUGGAGGCCCUGGCUGCGCUGCCCAACCUGCGUGAGUUGGAUAUGUCUGAGCCGCCGCCGCCGCUGGAGGGCGCCGUGGGCUGGGCCGCCAGCGCUCUGGCCACCGCCACGGCCGUGUCCGCCAAGGAGCCGCUGCGGCCCUUCACGGUGGCGGCACUGGCACGGCUGAGCGCGCUGAGGCACCUUGACCUGUCCAGGCGCCACGUGCUCCCCGACCAGGCCCUGUUCCUGGCGGUGUGCAUGCCCUCCCUGGAGCGACUCACGUUAGUGCAGUGCGGCUUGGCGCCCUCCGCCGUGGCGCGGCUGUGGCAGCAGCGGCCCUGCCUGGUCGUCAUUUCCUCGGCCAGCGCCGCAGCCUACAUGGGCGGCGGCGGAGGAGGCGGCGGCGUGUGCGGCGGGGAGGGGCUGGGCGGAGGCGGGGGCGCGGGAGAUGGAGGCAGCGGGGAGGGAGGUGUUGGGGGCGCGGGCGGUGGGAGUAAGGUGAUGGGGUACGGGCUAGCGCUGGCCGCGCCGGCGGGUGGUGGAGGUGGUGGUGGAGGCGGAGGCGGGGAGGGGCUGUUGUUAGAGGAGGUGGAGGCGGGUGCGGGCGCGUAGGCGUGUGCAUGUGUGUGGGGCUGUGGAGCCGCGGCUGCUACCGCGCACCAGCUUCCGCUUUAUGUGCGCUGUAGUUACAUCAUAUACGGUAUGGGGUUGGUCAUGGGUCGUGGGAGAAAGCGUUUGUGCAUCUGAUCAUCUCUAACCCCUACCACCCGUUGUACGCUGCGGUGGGGGCGGCCCAGAGCCCCCAGACCGCUUGGCGUUUGCGAGUGUGCCGUUGCAGUGCAUGUCACGGCAGGGUCUGAGCUCGUAGCCCCGUAGGGUCCAAAGCUGCUGGUAAGGCCUUGUAUUGAUACCCAUCCUUUUAGCGGCAUCUGGCGAAGGCUGUGAAGCUUCGAGUAGUACGGUAGUACUCCAUCGUGGUGCUCGCGGGAUCCGGCCAAGGUGCGUCGCGUCCGACAGUUUUGCCGAGUGUUGUGCGGCGGUCAAAAGCAAGCUGGGUGUGUGGCCCUUCCGCUUGCGCACGGCCGCCGGGUGAUUCAUGUUUGUGCGCCACGUCGUGUGCCGGGUUUGGCAUUCGAGAGGUAAAUGCAAGGGUAAAUGCGCUUGUGUAGAGCUAAAGGCGUUGGUGGUGAAGCCCGUCCGGAACAAACCACGCCGCGCAUUUGCGGCCGAGCUUGGGUCGGCGGCGUGUGCUUUCGACGCUGUCUUCAUCUCGAUUGGGACAGGUGCGACGUCGACAAUGAUGAUUGCCGUGCUGUUUCAUCCAUGUGUUGUGUGGAAUGAUAAGACGGCCGGAGCGGCAGCGCGGCCGGGCACGUGUGCGGGCUGGGUCACGAAGGGGGACAAGCUGACAAGGCGGGUGACCAUGGUGCGUGCAGACGUGCAGUACGGCAGUUGCGCGGCUCACAGACUGACCUGGCAGGACGGUAUGUAUGGUUGGCAGACUUAGUGUCCAUACCCAUGACACCUUGCAGACGUGGUUACUUACAGGUGUGCGUUGCCUCAACGGUGUACACGGAAUGUGGUUAGGAAUAAAAAGGCGACGAGGUUGGCAGAAGGUGCUUGUAUGGGAUACGGUCCAGGCCAAAGCACCUGAGCAAAUACUAGUGUGCGCGCGUGGUGGUAGGCGGUAUCAGAUUGUCAGGGGGUCCCUGGUUCUCGCUUGAGUUGACCUGGGUCAAUUAGCGCGGCAGGAACAGCUGCUGCGUGCUUCCUGUGCUUUUCAUGUUGCGGCUAUGCGAUAGGUGUGUUCGGUUGGGUGGUGCUGGCUGGUUCGUGCGGGCUGACUUGAAGCGCCAGCGUCUCAGGGGGGCCUGGCGUCUGGGCGGGGACGGACACAUCGCGGGGUGUCAAGCUUAAACGAAUAAAAGUGAGGGCAUUGUAACAAUGAGCAGCU